This is a messenger RNA of Lentinula edodes (shiitake mushroom), 2106 nucleotides long. Its product is annotated as FAD-linked oxidase-like protein. The transcript is spliced from 12 exons. NCBI's taxonomy places the organism in Eukaryota, Fungi, Basidiomycota, Agaricomycetes, Agaricales, Omphalotaceae. Gene Ontology annotation, molecular function: FAD binding; D-lactate dehydrogenase (cytochrome) activity; D-lactate dehydrogenase (NAD+) activity. Bases 227 to 1942 code for a protein of 571 amino acids. The record is from RefSeq and is a predicted model, not a curated record. Gene Ontology annotation, cellular component: mitochondrion. Gene Ontology annotation, biological process: lactate catabolic process.
CCCGAAGGCUUGAAGAGUCCCAGUUCGUCCUUCAAAGCUUCACGGCCCACCACGAAUUCAAGAUUUAUUACAUCGUGGUACACAGAAAGGAGACAUACCUUUGCUCUCAUAGCCUUUCGGUCUCGCUCGGGAAAUCAGGGAAUUAUCAAUCACAAGGGAUUAGCAAUACAUUGAUCAAUAAAAGUCAGUUCACGAUGAACUUGACCUUCUUCUUCUCUCCUAUACAAUGUUGCGAACGACCGUUAUCAAGAGCGCGUAUCGAGCUCGACAGCUUUCGUCGCCCUUUAGUAAUGCAAUAUCGAUUUACAACAGACGCUCUCCGAGCGCUCAAUCCCCGCGUUUCUCCACCACCACAGCUAGCAAACCUUCUAUACUAACUCUCUCCGGACAAACGAUCAUCUUGCUCUCUGCUGCCUCUUUAAUCAGUGGUUUCGCGGGAUAUUCUCUCGCUAAUCGGCAUGACACUGAGGCUGUCCCGCGGAAGCCUCAGUACGGUUCGCGAGAGGACUGUACUAGGGCUGUCGAGGAGUUGAAGAAAACAUUUGCAGAUGAUGAAGAUGCCGUGUCAACGAACGCAGAUGAUCUCUACAGCCACGGAUUUUCAGUCAAUGACCAUCAUCCAGGGACUUCUCAUACCGUCGUCAUGUACCCAACAUGCACUGACAAUGUCGUGAAAAUUGUCAAGAUAGCUACCAAAUACCGCAUCCCUAUAAUACCUUAUUCUGGAGGAACCAGCUUGGAAGGCCAAUUUCGCGGAUACUCUUCCGGUGGUAUAUGCCUCGACAUGUCACGUAUGAAUAAAAUCAUCGAGAUACAUGAGGCGGACUCAGACCUCGUAUGUCAACCUGGUGUUUGCUGGAGUGACAUUAACGAUACUCUGCACGAUCAAGGGAUUCCGUUGUUCUUCCCGCUGGACCCUGCGCCGACGGCGACAAUAGGCGGAAUGUUGAGCACUGGCUGCUCUGGAACGAAUGCUGUCAGAUACGGUACUGGAAAGGCAGAAUGGUUUUUGAAUGCCACCGUCGUACUGCCCUCCGGAGAGGUUAUUAAGACGCGCCGCAGGUCUCGAAAGUCGUCUGCUGGUUUCGAUACGACAAAACUGUUCAUUGGAGCCGAAGGCACUCUAGGAAUCGUGACGGAAGUCACGAUACGAUUGACACCCGUACUUCCAACAACAGUCGCUGUGGUGCAUUUCCCAGAUGUUCGAAAAGCAACAGAGGCAGUCCGCGAAGUUAUGCUUUCGGGCGUUGGUAUUCAAUGCGUCGAACUUAUGGAUGACCUCUGCAUGCACGCUCUGAACAAAUACGGGCAAUCCGAAAAUAGUUGGCCAGAGAAAGAUACACUUUUGUUCAAGUUCCAAGGACAUGAUCAAGCAUCUUUGUCAGAAUCUGGCCGAGUCGUUGAGGAGAUUGUAGCAAGACAUGGAGGAUUCGGGUUCAAAUUUGCGAAAGACGAUCAACAAGCCGCCGAUCUUUGGUCUACGCGCAAGAAUGCAUUAUACGCCUGCCUUGCACUGGUCAAUGGCAGUCGAGCUUGGAGUACAGAUGUUUGUGUCCCCGUGUCUAAAUUAUCUGAACUCGUGUACGAGACGAAGAAAGACCUCGCAUCAACUGGUAUAGUCGCGCCUAUAGCUGGACAUGCUGGAGACGGAAAUUUUCACGCGUCACUUCUAAUCCGUAACGAGGAAGAACUCAGAAUCGCGAAGGACGUUGUUUCUAGGAUGGUCCAUAGAGCCAUUGCACUAAUCAUUGGAACGUUGUCGAUUCUUUUUCUAGGAGAACACGGUGUCGGCAUUGGGAAGAAAGAGUACCUGGUUGAGGAGCUUGGUGCUGGCACGGUAGAGCUCAUGAAAACAGUCAAAAGGGCGAUAGACCCUCUUGGUCUCUUCAAUCCCGGGAAGGUAAUUGGGUCUCGGGUUCAACAGGUUCAACACCCUUUCUGAUCUUCGCUUCCUCUUGACAGCUAUAUCCUGAUGAUUCUGCGGAUGGCAAGAAGGACUGACCUUGUAAGCGAGUUUCUCCCUCGCGUUUCCGCUAUGAGAGCCUAUCCUACAUUGUUCUGAUCCCGAAUUAUGAACUUCAAGAUGAAGGUCUCGAAGGAUAUCCA